Molecule: messenger RNA, 679 nt
Organism: Austrofundulus limnaeus
Lineage: Eukaryota; Metazoa; Chordata; Actinopteri; Cyprinodontiformes; Rivulidae
Product: ETS domain-containing transcription factor ERF
Source: RefSeq, a predicted model, not a curated record
ACCCUGGAGAAGCCCCCCGCCCACCACCUGCACGCCCCGCCCCUGCCCCUCUCCCAUUCGCUGGGCCAGCAGUCCGGCGGUGCCGAGGACCCCCACCCUUUCAAGUUCAAGCUGCAGCCGCCCCCGCUCGGGCGCAAGCAGAGGGAGGCGGGAAGCUCGCCGCCUUCCUCCUCCUCUUCCUCCACCCAGCCCCCGUCUUUCUCAGGUUCGAUCCCGGGAGGACCCCCAAAGAUCAAGGUGGAGCCCGUCUCAGACAUGUCCGAGGAAGACGUGGAGGUGACGGACAUUAGCGAGGAAGACGAGUUCAACCAGAACGACCAGGAGGAUGAAGAUGGGAUCUUCAGCAGCCGUCAUCAUCAUCAUCAGCAGCAGCAGCAGCUGAACGGAAGCAGCAGCGCCUCUGCUCCUCCUCACCUCCACCCCGAUGAAGAUCCCGACGACGACGAAGAGGUCUUCAAGACGCCCGCCACUCCUCCUGGCAACGGCGGUCCGGCGUUCCCCCUGAAGGCGGAGCCGGGCCAGGCGGCGCCGGUCAGCCCCGGAGGAACCCGCUGCAUACCGCUCAAGCUCCGCUUCAAACGCCGCUGGAGCGAGGACCAGAAGAUGGAGGCAGACGGAGAGAGGGACGAGGCGGAGGACAAGAAGGUCCGAGCCGAGAGGGAGGAGGAGGAGGAGGAGG